Bicyclus anynana (squinting bush brown) is the source of this 2604-nucleotide messenger RNA. It is a transcript of the gene Mfap1, whose product is annotated as microfibrillar-associated protein 1. Bases 185 to 1510 code for a protein of 441 amino acids. Gene Ontology annotation, cellular component: U2-type spliceosomal complex. The record is from RefSeq and is a predicted model, not a curated record. Lineage: Eukaryota; Metazoa; Arthropoda; Insecta; Lepidoptera; Nymphalidae. Gene Ontology annotation, molecular function: RNA binding. Gene Ontology annotation, biological process: mRNA splicing, via spliceosome. The transcript has 8 exons.
UUAUUUUCGUCUGAGUGUUUUGAGUCUGUGUUUUGUAAUUUUUAAUGAAUGAUAUACGUAUUUCUCAUUUAGAAUUAAACCAAAAUAAACUAAGUAAAUAAAAAUAAGUUAGGAAUUUCAUCACUUAAUGCGGUAAAGGUAAUGAUCAUAUAAAGUUAAUACUGCUUUGAACACAGCGUUCAAAAUGAAUGCCUUGCCAGCGCAACCUAUUGGGAUACAAAGCACAGCAGGUGCUGUGCCUAUUCGAAAUGAAAAAGGUGAGAUUUCUAUGCAAAAAGUAAAAGUUCAGCGAUACAUAUCAGGCAAGAAACCGGAUUAUGCUCAAGGGGUAUCAUCAUCUGAGGAAUCUGAUGCUGAAGAUUUCAUAGAACAGCAAAGGCCAGAGAGGAGACAUCAGAUAGCACAAAUAAUUACCAGAAAAGAGGAAGUGCCAAGUGAUUCAGAGACAGAAGUUGAUGAUCCCCGCCUGCGCCGUUUGCGUGAUGCAGCACAUUCACCUCAGCGUCGCGCUGAGCACAAGCCGGAGAUCAUUGAUGCUGAACCAGAGCCAGAAUCUGAAUCCAGCGAGGAUGAAGCCAAGCAUAGCUCUGAAAGUGAGGAUGACUUGGACGAAGAAGAAAUUGAGAGACGCAGGCAGGCUGUCAAGGCUAAACUUGCUGCUAGGGAGGCAGAAAAGGAAGUUCUUGGUAGAGAUGAUGAUGAGGAAAUGUUAGACGGUGACAAAGAAGAGAGUGGAUCAUCAGACACUGAAUACACAGAUAGUGAGGAAGACACAGGGCCAAGAGUCAAGCCUGUGUUUGUAAGAGCUUCAGAGAGAAUGACUGUAGCAGAAAGAGAGCGCAAAAUGAAGCAACAGAAAAAAGAAGAGUCAGAUGCGAGAAAGGAAAAGGAGGAGAAGAGGAGAGAAGCUCUGAAGUUAGUUGAAGAGACAAUUCGUUCUGAACAGAGAAAUACACAGUCGGAACACAAGGAAGGCAACAUUAAUGACGUGUGCACAGACGACGAGAAUGACGAGUUGGAAUACGAGGCGUGGAAGCUUCGCGAAAUGAAACGUAUCAAACGAGACAAAGAAGAAAGGGAGGCUAUGGAAAAGGAGCUAUUGAACAUAGAACGCAUGCGCAACAUGACAGAAGAGGAGAGACGCAUCGAGCAGCGCCUCAACCCCAAGCUCAUCACCAACAAGUCCAUGAAAGGCAAAUACAAGUUCCUGCAAAAGUAUUAUCACAGAGGCGCGUAUUAUUUGGACAAAGAAGAGGAUGUUUUCAAGCAAGAUUUCUCUGGACCAACAUUGGAUGAUCACUUUGACAAGACUGUUUUACCAAAGGUGAUGCAAGUGAAGAAGUUCGGUCGCUCGGGCCGCACGAAGUACACGCACCUGGUGGACCAGGACACCACGGAGUUCGACUCCGCGUGGAGCAACGAGAGCUCGGCCGCCAGGCUCGCCAACUUCCGCGGCGGCAUGAAGCAGGUGUUCGACAAGCCCACCGCCAAGCGGAAACACACCGUGUAGACUGUACACUAUACAGGGUGAUUCUUUUUCUAGUUCGCAAAUUUCUAUUGGUUCAUUUUCAUUAAUAGUCUGUAUUUUUUUAUAAAAUUUUUUGUUUUGGAGUUCUGGAAAUUGAAAAAAUACGUUACAAAUAAUAGCAGCGGUUCCGUAUCGUGACGUCAUACGCACUUUUUACUAAAACAAUCAUUAUUACAUUUUCAAGCGAUGUUUUAUCUGACUUCAAAAAAAGGAGGAGGCUCUCAAUUCGACGCGUAUGCUUUUUUAUCAAUGUUUGUUACCUAAUAACUUAGUCAUUUAUUAACCAAUUUUAAAAAUUCUUUUUUUUGUUUAAAAGAGUAUACCUACUUCCAGAUUGGUCCCAUUUCAUUUUCAUGAAAAUAAAUUUUUGACUCCAAAAAUAACAAAAUAAUGGACACAUUGUUUUCAAACGCCACCGCCACGGCCGCCGUGAAAACAACGAGCACAGCGACCUUACAGCUAAUCAUUCUGUGUAUAGUCUGAUGCAAUCAUUUUGACGUAUCCGAACGUCGUGCGUUAAGAUGUGCAAUACAAUAUUUAUUAUGCUCAUAUUUUAGGUGCCCCGGUAACGCAGGGGCGCGGCGGUAGGUGAUUUUAGUAUAACCUGCGUGAAAGGUCACCCGCAACUUAUUUCGGAGACGUCAUAAAGAUUGCAUUCGACUUUACCUACUGGUAAAUAUCUUCGGUAAACUUAAAAAAACUUGGGUAUUUUUUAGUUUAUAGACAAAAUACGUGUCUAUUGAAUUUCGUUCCUUUGCAACCACAGAUUAACUAAAAAAAUAAUAUGUAGUAUUUUUUUAUAGUUUACUACUUAUAUUAAUUUACGUAAUUGUUGUUAGUGUUAAAUUUUGAAAUACAAAUUAAGAAAAAAUUUUGUAUAGGCGAAUGUUAAGGAGACGCGUGACGAUUGGGUUUUUUAUGAUUUACCGGCUUCACCACGCUCUAAAGACUCGUUUUGGAAUCUGGAUCAUUCUUUAUUCUGUGUUUGCAACAUAGAAUUUUGCGCACUCGAAAAGCUUCUUACUUUAUACUGUAUUGAGUAUGUUUAAAUUAAUAAAUAUCAAUUACUUAAAUUA